Messenger RNA from Stomoxys calcitrans (stable fly), 840 nucleotides. RefSeq lists its product as uncharacterized. NCBI's taxonomy places the organism in Eukaryota, Metazoa, Arthropoda, Insecta, Diptera, Muscidae. The record is from RefSeq and is a predicted model, not a curated record. The coding region runs from base 413 to 676 and encodes 87 amino acids. The transcript is spliced from 2 exons.
UUUUGAAAUACCGGCAAAUGAACAACGACGAAAGAGAACGCGGCGAAAAUAUUUUUUUGUUUUUUUUUUUUUAUUACCCAAAGAAAAACCAAAUCAAAACAGACCGAAAACAAAAAUCAAACGAGGAGGUUGUGUUGUGUGAUAGAGGCUGGUUGCCUUCUUUGAAUUUAAAAUAAUUUCGAAAAAUAUAUACAUACUCAACGAACUGAUUAUUGCAUAAAAAACGAAAACAGAUUGUGAAAUUUGGGACAAAUUUUUAUAGCGGAAAAAUCACUUGAAAAAAUAUUAACGCAACAUUUGGCCCUAGAGAAAAAAGAGGAAUAUUUUGCGUUCCAUAACAGCUGGCGAAUACACCCAGAGAGGUGUAGGCGUUAAAGGGGCAUCAGCAGCAUCAAAGCAAUACCAGUUCAAAAUGGCAAUACUUUUAGUACACUUGCGCCGUUUGAUUCUCUUGAUGAGCAUCAUCUAUCUGAGUGGCGCCUUUGUGCGGAAGCUGUUGACGGACUCGCGGCAAGCCUAUCUGUUGCACAUGAAUGGCGGCAAAUCUUUGUUGUGGGCAAAGCAUUUGCAUUUCCAGUGGUGGGCCUACAUCUACACCUGCUAUGCCUAUGUGGUGCUGGUGAAUUAUGUGAAUAUGCGGCGCUACACCACUGUGCUGGAAGUCUUGCUGACAUGAGGCAACAAUGAAUUUACCAUAGCGAACCAAUCAUCUUCAUCACAUUUAUCCUUAAGCUCAUCACGAUCAAACCUUUUUAUCUAAUAAUUCGAGGAGCUCAGCCUCGCCUGGCUACCAACAGCUGUGCAAUAACCAAAAAACGCAAUAAAACAAAUCAAAAAGAA